CCGCCGCGCCGCCUGCCAACCCGGGAUCUACCUCCGUGCUUUUUUAGCCCCGGCUUGCUUUCUUCUUUUUUUUUUUUUUCCUCUCUCCCCAUCGCCCCUUUUUCUCAAUCUUGGAAGAUUCUUGGGGUGCUGGGGGAAUUUGUUUUUUUUUUUUUUUCAAAGGGGGGGUGCCUGGGCAUCUCCCCCCCGCGCCCGCUGCCUUGCUCUACCUGCCCUUGCGCCUUUUUUCUUCUUUUCCCCUGCCUGUCUCUCCACCAAACCCGGGCUGAUGUGCUGUGCGAGAGGCUGGAAAUGGAAGUGUUGAUGCUCUGGCUUUUCCCCUGGAUAUUUCAGUGCGUUUCGGUGCAGGCAGACUCCAUCAUCCACAUUGGUGCCAUUUUCGAAGGCAAUGCUGCCAAGGACGACGAGGUGUUCAAGCAGGCGGUGUCGGAUCUGAACCUCAAUGACGACAUCCUCCAGAGCGAGAAAAUCACUUACUCCAUCAAGCUCAUAGAGGCCAACAACCCCUUCCAUGCGGUGCAGGAAGCCUGUGACCUGAUGACCCUGGGGAUCUUAGCCUUAGUGACAUCCACUGGUUGUGCCUCAGCCAACGCCCUGCAGUCCCUGACGGAUGCCAUGCACAUCCCACACCUUUUUGUACAACGCAACACGGGAGGCUCCCCACGCACAGCAUGCCACCUGAACCCCAGCCUGGAGGAGGAGGAGUACACGCUGGCUGCCCGGCCACCCGUCCGCCUCAAUGAUGUUAUGCUGAAACUGGUCACUGAGCUGCGGUGGCAGAAAUUCAUAGUGUUUUAUGACAGUGAUUAUGAUAUACGCGGACUGCAGGGAUUUCUCGAUCAGGCCUCAAGACUGGGACUUGACGUAUCAUUACAAAAAGUGGACAGGAACAUCAGCAGAGUCUUUGCCAACCUUUUCACUACCAUGAAAACAGAAGAACUGAACCGCUAUCGGGACACGUUGCGAAGGGCUAUCUUACUCCUAAGCCCACGGGGAGCCCAGACUUUUAUUAAUGAGGCUGUGGAAACCAACCUUGCAUCAAAGGAUAGUCACUGGGUCUAUGUAAAUGAGGAAAUUACUGAUAAUGAAAUAUUAGAGCUGGUACAUAGUGCUCUGGGGAGGAUGACAGUGAUCCGGCAAAUUUUCCCUCUCUCACGGGACAACAAUCAGAGAUGCAUGAGGAACAAUCACCGAAUAUCAUCACUGCUAUGUGAUCCACAAGAAGGCUAUCUUCAGAUGCUGCAGGUUUCCAACCUGUACCUGUAUGACAGUGUGCUCAUGCUGGCCAAUGCUUUCCACAGAAAACUGGAGGACAGGAAAUGGCACAGCAUGGCAAGUCUGAACUGCAUGAGGAAAUCCACCAAACCUUGGAAUGGAGGACGAUCCAUGCUAGAGACUAUUAAGAAGGGCCAUAUAACUGGGCUUACUGGUGUUAUGGAGUUCAGAGAAGACGGCGCCAACCCCUAUGUUCAAUUUGAAAUACUGGGCACUAGCUACAGCGAAACAUUUGGCAAAGAUGUGCGAAGGCUGGCGACGUGGGACUCUGAGAAAGGACUGAACGGUAGCCUGCAAGAACGACGUCUGGGAAAUGACUUACAAGGAUUGACACUCAAAGUGGUGACUGUCUUGGAAGAACCUUUUGUGAUGGUGGCGGAGAACAUUCUUGGGCAACCAAAACGAUAUAAAGGAUUUUCCAUUGAUGUUCUGGAUGCACUUGCCAAGAAUCUGGGCUUCAAGUAUGAGAUAUAUCAAGCUCCUGAUGGAAAAUACGGACAGCAGCUCCAAAACAGUUCCUGGAAUGGCAUGAUUGGAGAACUCAUUAACAAGAGAGCAGACCUAGCCAUCUCAGCCAUCACUAUAACACCAGAACGAGAAAGCGUUGUGGACUUCAGCAAGCGGUACAUGGACUAUUCUGUGGGAAUCUUAAUCAAAAAGCCUGAAGAGAAAAUCAACAUCUUCUCUCUCUUUGCUCCUUUUGACUUUGCGGUGUGGGCUUGCAUUGCUGCAGCCAUCCCUAUAGUUGGCGUCUUGAUAUUUGUCUUGAACCGGAUCCAGGCAGUCAGGGCGCAGAACGCUUCCCAGCCGAGCCCUUCUGCUUCCUCCACCCUCCACAGUGCCAUCUGGGUCGUGUACGGCGCCUUUGUUCAGCAAGGGAGUGAAUCUACUGUAAAUUCUGUGGCGAUGCGUAUUGUAAUGGGAAGUUGGUGGCUCUUCACCCUUAUCGUGUGCUCUUCCUACACAGCAAACUUAGCAGCAUUUCUCACAGUAUCAAGGAUGGAUAAUCCCAUAAGAACAUUUCAAGAUCUGUCCAAACAAAUGGAUAUAUCUUACGGUACAGUGAGGGAUUCAGCAGUGUAUGAAUACUUUAAAGCAAAAGGGACCAACCCUUUGGAGCAGGAUAACACAUUUGCUGAACUGUGGAGGACUAUCAGUAAGAAUAAUGGGGCAGAUAAUUGUGUAUCGAACCCUUCUGAAGGCAUCAGGAAGGCAAAGAAAGGAAACUAUGCUUUCCUGUGGGAUGUGACAGUGGUGGAAUAUGCUGCGCUGACAGAUGAUGAAUGCUCUGUGACAGUCAUUGGAAACAGCAUCAGCAGCAAAGGAUACGGGAUAGCACUCCAGCAUGGAAGUCCCUACAGAGAUCUUUUCUCCCAGAGGAUCCUAGAGUUGCAAGAAAGUGGAGAUUUGGAUGUUCUUAAACAGAAAUGGUGGCCACGGAUGGGACGUUGUGACCUGAAUAGCCAUACCAAUGCACAGACAGAUGGGAAGGCACUCAAGCUUCACAGUUUUGCAGGCGUUUUCUGCAUUUUAGCAAUAGGCCUUCUUCUUGCAUGCUUGGUGGCAGCAUUGGAGUUGUGGUGGAACAGCAACCGUUGUCAUCAAGAAACACCGAAAGAGGACAAAGAAGUGAACCUGGAGCAGGUCCACAGACGUAUGAACAGUUUAAUUGAUGAAGACAUAGCCCACAAGCAAAUCUCUCCAGCGUCCAUUGAAAUCUCAGCCUUGGAGAUUGGUGGCAUGCAGCCAACUCAGACCCUGGAGCCAGUACGUGAAUACCAGAACACACAACUUUCUGUCACCACCUUUUUACCAGAACAGACAACUCAUGGUGCCAGCAGGACACUCACGGCUGCCUCCGGCAGCAACCUGCCGCUGCCCCUAAGCAGCUCGGCCACCAUGCCCUCCAUACAGUGUAAACACAGGUCACCAAAUGGAGGACUAUUUCGUCAGAGUCCUGUGAAAACCCCGAUCCCAAUGUCAUUUCAGUCUGUGCCAGGGGGAGUCAUUCCAGAAGCAAUGGAGCCCUCACAUGGAACAUCCAUAUGAUGAAAACAAACAGUAAAACAACCAGCAGAGCUUUUUAAUACAAAAUUUAAAAGAAAGAAAAAAAAAAAAAAAACAAACCACAAAACAAAACAAACUCUUAAAUUUUUCUUGUAUAUACCUGUAAAUAAUGAAAGAAUGAAGUGGGGUAAAAGUGUAUUUUGAAUAUUCCCAAUUUUCGAAGUAAGUAAAAAACAAAACAAAAAACAAACAAAAAUGUAUGAAUGACUUUGUAAAUUUUGUUCUAUAUGAAUAAAAAGGCAAACUACUUGUGAUCGUUCUCAAGUGCCAAAGAA
Messenger RNA from Falco peregrinus (peregrine falcon), 3617 nucleotides. RefSeq names its product glutamate ionotropic receptor delta type subunit 1 (gene GRID1). The coding region runs from base 292 to 3324 and encodes 1010 amino acids. Gene Ontology annotation, biological process: synaptic transmission, glutamatergic; modulation of chemical synaptic transmission; monoatomic ion transport. Lineage: Eukaryota; Metazoa; Chordata; Aves; Falconiformes; Falconidae. Gene Ontology annotation, cellular component: postsynaptic membrane; plasma membrane. The record is from RefSeq and is a predicted model, not a curated record. The transcript has 16 exons. Gene Ontology annotation, molecular function: glutamate-gated receptor activity; transmitter-gated monoatomic ion channel activity involved in regulation of postsynaptic membrane potential.